AUGACCUCUCAGAAUUAAUAUCUUACCUUCCUACCCAGCUAUCUAGCUUCUAUAAUUCCCACAUAAACAUUUAUCUCAUACCUAUAUAUAUAGGUCAUGGCUGACCCAAAUACUCCUCCCACUAACUUGCGCCAAAUAACAAUAGACCAACCCACACCGACCCAGUUCACCUCUGACUUUCCUCCUCCUCCUCCUCCUCCUAAACUACACCAGCCUCCUCUUCCAGCUCCAUCACAUUCUCUUGCUCUUCUUCCUCUUGACCACCCGUGUGGAACACCAACUAUACCCAUAAUACCCCCCACUUCUGAAGCAACAGCAGUACAGCAGCUACAGCUUCAACCACCCAAGGAGGCAACAGCACCGCAGGGAAAGACUCCCAUGGCCUCGAGCUCUUCUGGCAAGCACCCGAGGUACCGGGGAAUCAGAAGCCGGGGAGGAAAAUGGGUGUCGGAAAUCCGCGAGCCGCGCAAGACCAAGCGAAUAUGGCUCGGGACUUUCCCAACUCCUGAGAUGGCUGCAGCCGCCUAUGACGUGGCGGCACUGGCUCUGAAACGUGAGGAUGCUGUUCUCAACUUUCCUAGUUUUAUCAAGUCGUAUCCAGUACCGGCAUCCAUGUCUGCCCUGGACAUUCGUGCUGCCGCCGCUGCAGCCGCUACUGCAGUAGGCCCGGCAACGCUGAAAACGAGUGGCUCCACGGAGACUUCAAAUGUUGGACAACAACAGAAAGAGUAUGAUGAUAUGUUGAGUAUUAAUAACAGGACUUUGGCGUCGUCUGUGGGAGCAGACUUUAUGGACGAGGAAGAGAUUUUUGGGAUGCCGAAUUUGCUGGUGGACAUGGCUGAGGGAAUGCUGGUUUCUCCGCCGAGGAUAAACUCGCCGCCUUCUGAUUAUGACUCGCCGGAGAAUUCAGAAGGAGGAGAGAGUCUCUGGAACUACGAUUGAUCUUGUAUUAGGUUCUCACUCGGAAAUAAAGAUGAUUUUAUGAAAGCAAACAAAAAAAAAUUAGAAAGAGUACGGAGCAUGUAAAUAACAACACGAUGAACAUGGGAGUUUUUCAAACUGAUCGAGGCAGUGAGUUAUUUUGCUUUAUGAGUGCCAGUAGGUGUUUGUGUGUUGUUCUUCCUUUUGUUUUCUUUUUCUUUUUUUAUAUUUUGAAUUAAGAUUGUACGGUUUUUCUUCUCCACUG
Messenger RNA from Rosa rugosa (rugosa rose), 1186 nucleotides. Its product is annotated as ethylene-responsive transcription factor ERF027-like. The transcript has a single exon. The coding region runs from base 97 to 942 and encodes 281 amino acids. NCBI's taxonomy places the organism in Eukaryota, Viridiplantae, Streptophyta, Magnoliopsida, Rosales, Rosaceae. Gene Ontology annotation, molecular function: DNA-binding transcription factor activity; DNA binding. Gene Ontology annotation, biological process: regulation of DNA-templated transcription. The record is from RefSeq and is a predicted model, not a curated record.